Messenger RNA from Nestor notabilis (Kea), 3363 nucleotides. Its product is annotated as calcium-dependent secretion activator 2. The transcript is spliced from 24 exons. NCBI's taxonomy places the organism in Eukaryota, Metazoa, Chordata, Aves, Psittaciformes, Psittacidae. Gene Ontology annotation, cellular component: glutamatergic synapse. Gene Ontology annotation, biological process: positive regulation of exocytosis; dense core granule exocytosis; synaptic vesicle exocytosis. The record is from RefSeq and is a predicted model, not a curated record. The coding region runs from base 1 to 2577 and encodes 858 amino acids.
AUGGAUUUGGUAGUGUUGUAUCCAACAUCCAACAGCCCAAAGUCACCUGAUCUGCAUAAAAUGAUAGUCCCAAAAAACAGCCAGGACAGUGACUUGAAAAUUAAACUGGCCGUGAGAAUGGAUAAACCGCCUCACAUGAAGCACUGUGGAUAUUUGUAUGCUUUGGGACAGAAGGUUUGGAAGCGGUGGAAAAAACGCUACUUCGUUCUUGUUCAGGUUAGCCAAUAUACAUUUGCAAUGUGCAGUUACAGAGAAAAGAAAUCUGAGCCUCAGGAACUGAUGCAACUGGAAGGAUACACUGUGGAUUAUACAGCUCCUCACACAGGUCUUCAGGGUGGUCGAAUGUUUUUCAAUGCUGUUAAAGAAGGUGAUACUGUGAUAUUUGCCAGUGAUGAUGAGCAGGAUCGAAUACUCUGGGUUCAAGCCAUGUACAGAGCCACGGGUCAAUCAUAUAAGCCUAUUCCUGCAAGUCAAGCUCAGAAGAUGAAUCCUAAAGGAGGAAAUGUCAACACAGAAAUAUCCCCACUUUAUGCAGACCGUGGCCAGAAACAUGGCAUGGAUGAGUUUAUUUCUGCUAAUCCCUGCAAAUUUGACCAUGCUUCCCUCUUUAGACUGCUUCAGAGGCAGACCUUGGAUCACAGAUUGAAUGACUCCUAUUCUUGUUUGGGUUGGUUUAGCCCAGGUCAAGUCUUCGUGUUAGAUGAAUACUGUGCUCGCUACGGCGUGAGAGGCUGUCACCGCCAUCUUUGCUAUCUCACUGAAUUGAUUGAACAUUCAGAAAAUGGUUCUGUCAUUGAUCCAACCUUGCUCCACUACAGUUUUGCAUUUUGUGCUUCUCAUGUUCAUGGUAACAGGCCAGAUGGAAUUGGAACAGUAUCUGUUGAAGAGAAAGAAAGGUUUGAGGAAAUUAAAGACAGACUUUCCUCCCUUUUAGAAAACCAAAUAAGCCAUUUCAGAUACUGUUUCCCUUUUGGACGUCCAGAAGGAGCUUUAAAAGCCACACUUUCAUUACUUGAAAGGGUUUUAAUGAAAGAUAUUGCCACUCCUAUACCAGCAGAAGAGGUGAAGAAAGUGGUUAGAAAAUGUCUGGAGAAGGCCGCCUUGAUCAAUUACACUCGACUUACAGAAUAUGCCAAAAUAGAAGCAACAGCAGAAAAGGACACAGAGACCAUGAACCAAGCAACACCUGCUAGAAAACUGGAAGAGGUUCUUCACCUUGCAGAACUCUGUAUCGAAGUAUUGCAGCAAAAUGAAGAACAUCAUUCAGAGGGAAGAGAGGCAUUCGCUUGGUGGCCAGAAUUAUUGGCUGAGCAUGCAGAGAAGUUUUUGUCUCUGUACUCUGUUGAUAUGGAUUCAGCACUCGAGGCACAGCCACAGGACUCCUGGGACAGCUUCCCACUGUUCCAGUUGCUGAAUAACGCCCUCAGAAAUGACACAUUUUUGUGCAAUGGAAAGUUUCACAAGCACUUGCAAGAAAUUUUUGUUCCCAUGGUCAUCCGCUACAUCGAUCUCAUGGAAUCAUCAAUUGCCCAGUCCAUUCACAGAGGUCUUGAACAAGAAUCGUGGCAACCUGUCAAGAGCAUCACCAACAGUCUUCCUAAUGUAGCUCUUCCAAAAGUUCCAAGUUUGCCUCUUAAUCUUCCACAAAUACCUAGCUUUACUACACCAACCUGGAUGACUUCUUUGUAUGACUCCACCAAUGGCUCAGCUACAUCAGAAGAUCUUUUCUGGAAGCUGGAUGCUCUGCAGAUGUUUGUUUUUGAUCUUCACUGGCCAGAACCAGAAUUUGCUAGCCAUUUAGAGCAGAGACUUAAACUCAUGGCCACUGACAUGAUAGAAGCCUGCGUUAAAAGGACAAGAAUUGCAUUUGAACUCAAGCUGCAAAAGAUGAACAAAACAACAGACUUGCGGAUCCCUCCUUCUCUGUGUACAAUGUUCAAUGUCUUAGUUGAUGCCAAAAAACAGACAGCUAAACUCUGCAUACUGGAUGGGGGGCAAGAGCAACAAUACCAUUCAAAAAUAGAUGACUUGAUUGAAGAAACUGUUAAAGAAAUUAUUUCACUUCUUGUUUCAAAGGUUGUUUCAGUGUUAGAAGGUGUGCUGUCUAAAUUGUCAAGAUACGAUGAAGGCACUUUUUUCUCAUCAUUAGUUUCGUUCACUGUGAAAGCAGCUGCAAAAUACGUUGAUGUUCCUAAACCAGGGAUGGAUCUAGCAGACACCUACAUUAUGUUUGUUCGACAAAACCAGGAUAUACUUCGAGAAAAGGUCAAUGAGGAAAUGUACAUAGAGAAGUUAUUUGAUCAAUGGUACAGCAACUCCAUGAAAGUCAUAUGCCUGUGGUUGGCUGACAGAUUAGACGUUCAGCUUCACAUCUACCAGCUGAAGACUCUCAUCAAGAUAGUGAAGAAAACCUACCGGGACUUCAGGUUGCAAGGUGUGCUGGAGGGAACGCUGAACAGUAAAACCUACGAUACCGUUCACAGCCGCCUGACUGUAGAGGAGGCCACGGUCUCAGUCACGGAUGGAGGAGGACUUCAGGGCAUUACUAUGAAAGACAGUGACGAGGAGGAAGGAUGAUGUUAUUUUACCAAGCAUCUGGAGUUAGGGGUGAUGGCCUGAGGGUGGGGGUUAUCUUUGGCUUGGGAUUUUUUUGUAACUUGUCCUUGUAGUUGCAUUUAUAGUUUUGCCUUAUGAUAGAGGUGCAGCAAGGUAAUUUGCUCCAUUUUUUAAAAACAAAAGUAAGAUUAUCAGAGGAAAAGUGCCAAGGACUUUUUGAGAACAAUGGUUGUAGCAUAUUUUAAUGUAUAGCUUUGCUUAGGUCUGCAAGAACACUGGCAUGGAGUUUCAGUUCCACUUGUGAUUAUGAUUCUUUCCCUUUCGUUCGUUACCAUUUGUUCUUGUAUCUCCAUCAAAUAUUGAUGUCCUGUGCUGAAAACAAAAUGUGUGCCUCACUUAAAACACAGCUAUACAGGAAAUCAUUCUUGGAAUAAGUCAGUGCCCUAGGUAAAAAAAAUAGCGUAUUUUCAGGAUUACAUUUUGCUUACCUUUUUUGUGCUUAAUUUUACAUUAUGUGAUGUGCAUUAAAAAUUUUAAUCCUGGUUCUUUGUAUUUUGAGGUUGGUAUAUAUGUAAUAGGACUUCAAGGACAGUCAAACACAUACAAACUACUUAGGAGUGGUUUUGUGUCUAUUCAGUUGCAAGUUUAAAGAUAUCUCAUCAUGUUGGAUGUCAGUAAGCUUGCCAUCAAUGUUUCUAUUUCUGUGAAAAAAUUCAGGCAAUAAGAACACAUUUUGUUGUGACCACUUCUGUAUCCACCUGUUUGUAUAGAAUUCUACAAUUAAAAGAUGUUUUCAGUAUUUCAAAC